Molecule: messenger RNA, 1545 nt
Organism: Miscanthus lutarioriparius
Lineage: Eukaryota; Viridiplantae; Streptophyta; Magnoliopsida; Poales; Poaceae
Source: the annotation of a GenBank genome assembly
AUGCCACCGGACGACAACGCCGCGGGGGGCACGGGCAUGGGCGCGGACAUCGCGGCGGACGGGCUGCAGAGCCUGAGCUUCGGCUCCUCCUCGGACCGCUCGCGCUCGCGGUCCGCCUCAACAGUCUCCACCGCGACAGCGUCCUGCUCCACCUCCUCGUCGGGGCCACUCCACCACCACCUCUCGCUCCCGCCCCCUCCCUCUCGCCGCGCCCCCACCACCCCCGCCUCCACUACCUCCGCCACCACCCUCCCCACGCAGAUCCCGCGCCUCGGCGCCGUCGCCCUCUCCGACAUCCGCUUCCUGCGUCGCCUCGGCGCCGGCGACAUCGGCAGCGUGUACCUGGCCGAGGUCAGGCCACCCGCCGCCGCCGCCAAGGCGGAGGACAAGGAGAAGGACCAACACCCGCCGCCGCCGCUGGUGGUGGCCGCCAAGGUGAUGGACCGGAAGGAGCUGGAGGGCCGCAACAAGGAGGGCCGCGCCCGCACGGAGCGCGAGAUCCUGGAGGCCGUCGACCACCCGUUCCUGCCCCGCCUCUACGGCGUCGCGGAAGGGGACCGCUGGUCCUGCCUCCUCACCGAGUUCUGCCCCGGCGGCGACCUCCACGUCCUCCGCCAGCGCCAACCGCACCGACGCUUCUCCGAGGCCGCCGUCAGGUUCUACGCGGCGGAGGUGGCGGCGGCGCUGGAGUACAUCCACAUGAUGGACAUCGUGUACCGCGACCUCAAGCCGGAGAACGUCCUGGUCCGCGCCGACGGCCACAUCAUGCUCACCGACUUCGACCUCUCCCUCAAGUGCGACCCCACGGCGCCGACGCCCGCGCACGUCAUCUCCGACCCGCUCUCCCUCGCCGCCCGCCCCGCCACCUCCACGUCCUGCGCCAUCUCCUCCUGCAUCGUCCCCGCCGCCUCCUGCUUCCAGCUCUUCCCGGGCCGCGGGCGCGGGCGCCGGCGCCGGCGCUGGCGCGUCAAGAAACCGUCGUCGACGUCGAACGGCGGCAACAGCAGUGGUGGCAGCGGGCUGGAGCUGGAGUUCGUGGCGGAGCCGGUGGAUCUGCGGUCGAUGUCGUUCGUGGGCACGCACGAGUACCUGGCGCCCGAGAUCGUGUCCGGGGAAGGGCACGGCAGCUCCGUGGACUGGUGGACGCUGGGCGUCUUCGUCUUCGAGCUCCUGUACGGGGUCACGCCCUUCAAGGGCUACGACAACGAGAUGACGCUGGCCAACAUCGUGGCGCGCGCGCUCGAGUUUCCCCGGGACCCCGCCGUGUCGUCGGCCGCCAGGGACCUCGUCACCGCGCUGCUCGCCAAGGACCCCGCCCGCAGGCUCGGCGCCACCGUUGGCGCCGCCGCCAUCAAGCGCCACCCCUUCUUCGCCGGCGUCAACUGGGCGCUCCUCCGCUGCGCCACGCCGCCCUACGUGCCGCCGCCCUUCAGCGUCGCCAACAAGGCUGGUGGUGGCGGGAGCAACGGCAAGGGCGACUGCGGCGACGAUGACGGCGACGUGUCGGACGAUAGUUGUCCUGGCACGCCCGUGGAGUACUACUAG